Molecule: messenger RNA, 2029 nt
Organism: Eptesicus fuscus (big brown bat)
Lineage: Eukaryota; Metazoa; Chordata; Mammalia; Chiroptera; Vespertilionidae
Product: polyunsaturated fatty acid lipoxygenase ALOX15-like
Exons: 14
Coding region: 12-2003 (663 amino acids)
Biological process (GO): linoleic acid metabolic process; lipid oxidation
Cellular component (GO): cytosol; plasma membrane
Molecular function (GO): arachidonate 12(S)-lipoxygenase activity; arachidonate 15-lipoxygenase activity; iron ion binding
Source: RefSeq, a predicted model, not a curated record
CUCUGUGGAAGAUGGGUGUCUACCGCAUCUGUGUGUCUACUGGGUCCUCGCUCUUCGCAGGCUCCACCAAUCAGGUGCAGCUGUGGCUGGUGGGCCAGCAAGGGGAAGCCAAGCUCCGGAAGCGCUUGCAGCCCGAGAGGGGCAAGGAGACUGAAUUCCAGGAGGACGUGAAGGAGUACCUAGGGCCGCUGCUGUUCGUGAAAAUUCGCAAAAAGCAAUUACUACAGGAUGACGCCUGGUUCUGCAACUGGAUCUCCGUGCAGGGCCCUGGGGCCAGUGGGGACGAGUUCCGGUUCCCGUGCUAUCGCUGGGUGGAGGGCAGUGGCGUCCGGAUGCUCCCGGAGGGCACAGGCCGCACGUUGGUAGAGGACCCUCAAGGCCUGUUCAAGAGACACAGGGAGGAGGAGCUGGAAGAGAGAAGGAAGCUGUACAGAUGGGGUAACUGGAAGGAUGGGUUAAUCCUGAAUGUGGCUGCGGCCAAUUUAGAUGACCUCCCGCAAGAUGAGAGGUUUCUGGAGGACAAGAGAAUUGACUUUGAGGCUUCACUGGCCGUGGGGCUGGCCAAAUUAGUUGUCAAAGAGUCUCUAAAUGUUCUUGUUCGCUGGCAUGAUCUGGAUGACUUCAACAGGAUCUUCUGGUAUGACCACAGCAAGCUGGCUGCCAAGGUGCGGGACUCCUGGAAGGAGGAUGCCUUCUUUGGGUAUCAGUUUCUCAAUGGCGUCAACCCCAUGCUGCUAAGGCGCUCCAGUCGCCUUCCUGCCCGCCUAGUGUUCCCUUCUGGGAUGGAGGAGGUGCAGGCCCAGCUGGAGCAGGAGCUGAAGGGAGGCACGCUGUUUGAAGCUGACUUCUCCCUGCUGGAUGGGAUCAAGGCUAACGUCAUCCUAUGUAGCCAGCAAUACCUGGCUGCCCCUCUGGUCAUGCUGAAACUGCAGCCUGAUGGGAAACUCUUGCCCAUGGUCAUCCAGCUCCAAUUGCCACGCACGGGAUCGCCACCACCACCACUUUUCCUGCCCACGGAUCCCCCGAUGGCCUGGCUCCUGGCCAAAUGCUGGGUCCGUAGCUCUGACUUCCAGCUUCACGAGCUUCUCUCUCAUCUUCUGAGGGGACAUUUAAUGGCUGAGGUUAUCGCUUUGGCCACCAUGAGAUGCCUUCCAUCGAUACAUCCUAUCUUCAAGCUGAUAAUCCCCCACCUGAGAUACACCCUGGAAAUUAAUGUGCGGGCCAGGACUGGGCUGGUCUCCAAACGUGGCAUUUUUGACCAGGUGGUGAGCACCGGUGGUGGAGGCCACGUGGAGCUGCUUAGGCGCGCUAGAGCCUCUUUAACGUAUAGAUCAUUCUGUCCCCCUGAUGACCUGACUGACCGGGGGCUUCUGGGAGUCAAGUCUUCUUACUAUGCUCAGGAUGCUCUGCGGCUCUGGGAAAUCAUGUAUCGCUAUGUGGAGGGAAUUGUGAGUCUUCACUUUAAGACGGACAAGGCGGUGAAAGAGGACCUUGAACUGCAGACCUGGUGUCGAGAGAUCACUGAAAUUGGCCUGCUAGGGGCCCAGGACCAAGGAUUUCCCAUGUCCUUAGAGUCCCGGGACCAGCUUUGCCACUUUGUCACCAUGUGCAUCUUCACCUGCACUGGCCAGCACUCUUCCGUUCACCUGGGCCAGCUGGAUUGGUAUGCUUGGGUCCCUAAUGCACCCUGCACAAUGCGGCUGCCCCCACCGACCACCAAGGAUGUGACACUGGAGACGGUGAUGGCAACACUGCCCAACUUUCAUCAGGCUUCUCUCCAGAUGUCCAUUACCUGGCAACUGGGCAGACGUCAGCCCAUUCGUGUUCUUCUGGGCCAGCAUGAGGAGGAGUAUUUUUCAGGCCCUGAGCCCAAAGCUGCGCUGAAGAAGUUCAGGGAGGAGCUGGCUGCCCUGGAUAAGGAAAUUGAGAUCCGGAAUGCAAAGCUGGAUAUGCCCUAUGAGUACCUGCGACCCAGCAUGGUAGAAAACAGUGUGGCCAUAUGAGCACCCCGGCCUGUGGUUGUUCCAGC